AGUGCGGUAAUCUUGAUUUGAGCAUGGGUCUAGAAUUUGCCAUGACGGCAUGUAUCAAAUAUCUAAUUGUUAUUUGCAAUCGCUUCUCCAUUGGAAUGCUGGGUGUAAUUUUCUGUGUUACAUAUUUAACUCGAUUGCAGCGGGAAGCUGUUUUCAGUUUUUGUAGGACUAUUUUUUUCAGCGGAUUAUUAUGGAUGACUUUUUGGCGGAUUUUGAAUUGUAGAUAGUUGAUCUUGGUAUUAAAUGCUUCUUGUAAGUAUAUCUAGAGGCUGAUAUUGAAUUCGGGAGCUAAUAUGCUCUUUACCUUUUCCUCUGUCUGUUUAAUAGGCUUAAGAUCUCCAGCACAAGGUCUAUCGUCAGGAUUCACCUCUGUAAUUUUCUUUGAGCCCAAAUGAGCAGAUCUAGUAGACAAAAGGAAAGGCGUGUUGGAAAAGAGCCAUCACAUGAAGACGAGGAUGAUAGUACUGCUGCUCGGACCAGACCUUUAUGCUUUGAAGAUAUAAUGAAGAUGAGGAGAAGCAAGGAAUCAUCUCAAACUAUGAAACACAAAGAUGCAGAAGAGGAUAAAAAUUCAAGGAGGGAGAUUAUUGAGAAUGUGCCGAUCCGGCAUGAAUCUGAAAAAACUUUCAAGGAUACUGAACGUAUUUCCCUGCGUAAUGAAAAACAAAUUUCAGUGGAUCUAGCAAGGUCAAGGUUUAGAGGUAAAGAGGGGCCAAAUUCCCAUUACCUAAGGGAAGAUAGUUACACAAGAAGCAAAGACAAAAGCACCCACGAAGUGGAGCUUUUACCUAGAGCAAGAUCCAGAAAAAAAGAAGAGCGUGCUUCCGUUAAGGAAGACAUUCUCGUGAAAGGGAACGAUAGGAGAAGUCGCGAGUUAGAAGGUAAAUUGAAGAGUAGACUAAGCAGUGAAGUCAGACACAAGGAUAACAGGGAGGAGAAUUAUAAGAUAAUGCAUGAUAGAAGCAAACCUGUUGAACGGGCAAGAAAUGAUCUUGAAGACAAAGCUGGAAAGGGGCAUCCAAGAGAGCCAGAUGUCAAUGAACGGUAUACUGAGAGAAGUAGAGGAAAAUCUGAGAGAGAAAGUAAGAGAAAGCACCGAGAUAUAGAUGAGAGGGAUAUCAAAGAUAGGAACAUGUCAAAGAAACUUGAUCCGAGAAGAGUGCGUGAUUCAGAAAUUUUGGAUAGAAAGGAAAGGAAAGAAUUAACAAAGUCCCGUAAUGAUGAAGUAAAUAUCAGAAGGAAAAGAUCAAGGAGUAGAGAGCGUGGAAGGGACAGAAGAUCGAUUUCACUCUCGCCGAAGGGGCACAGACGUAUAGUGUACAAUGGUAGGAAACAUGGGGAGUCGUCCUCUAGUUCUUUCAAAGAUAGAUCUGAAAGACACCAUGUUGAUGUUGACAGGACCAGAUUUCUUGGUAAUGGUUCAAGCAAUCACUCCCAUGGACAUGGAGAGAUUGCCAGCGGGCUCGGUGGUUACUCCCCAAGAAAGAGGAAAACUGAGAAAGCCAUCAAGACUCCUUCCCCUGCUACACGAUCUCCAGAGAGGAAAAAUGCUGGAUGGGAUAUUCCUCCAACGAGUGUAAAAGAUGGCUUUACUGCAUCAGUUUUGCAUAGUUUUCAAUCUACAAAUCAAGCCAUGCCAUCAAGUGCGCAUCAGUUGGCCAGUGCUGUUUCUGCUGCUUUAAGUACAAUGAAACCUCUGCCCGUUGCGUCUCCAAAUGUUCCUCCUACAAAGACCACCGCCUCCAUUGACUCAAUUCAACUGACAGAGUCCACACGGCCUAGGAGGAGGCUUUAUGUAGAAAACAUACCAGCUUCAGCCUCUGAGAAAGCCAUUGUGGCAUGUCUCAAUAAUUAUUUGCUGUCUUCAGGGGUUAAUCAUAUUCAGGGAACCCAACCAUGCAUCAGCUGUAUUAUACACAAGGAGAAGGGUCAAGCUUUAGUUGAGUUUCUCACUCCUGAGGAUGCUUCAGCUGCUCUUUCAUUUGAUGGAGCUUCCUUUUCUGGCUCCCUUUUGAAAAUCAGACGUCCAAAGGAUUUUGUUGAAGUGGCUACUGGUGACCCUGGCGAAACAGCAAGAUCAGAUGUUGCAGCAUACUUGAUGAGCGAUGUUGUCGAUGAUUCACCCCAUAAGAUCUUUAUUGGAGGAAUUUCCAAGGUGCUGUCAUCAGAAAUGCUCAGGGAAAUUGCUAGUGUAUUUGGACCAUUGAAAGCUUUCCACUUCCAGGCUAAUGAUGAUGCAACCAAUCGGUAUGCUUUCCUGGAGUAUGUAGACCAAUCAGUGACUCUGAAAGCAUGUGCUGGUUUGAAUGGUAUUAAGUUGGGAGGCCAAGUUCUAACUGUAGUUCAAGCUGUCCCAGAUCCAGCAGCAAUGGGAAAUAGUGAAAAUCAGUCCCUUUGUGCAAUUCCUGACCAUGCAAGGCCUCUUCUUGAGAAGCCAACAGAAGUUCUGAAGCUAAAAAAUGUGUUCGCUCCUGAAGGCUUUUUGUCUCUCUCUGAGUUGGAAGUGGAUGAAGUACUAGAAGAUGUGCGUCUGGAGUGUGCAAGGUUUGGCACCAUUAAAUCUAUGAAUGUUGUGAAGCAUGAUAGUGGUCCUUGCCGUUCGACUAUCGCAGAACCUUGUGUAAUCACUGAUGACACUGGACCAAGAACGGGAAGUGACGACAACAGGAUAGAGACUUCAGAAGAAGUUGCUGACCAAGAAGCUGGAGGAGUCAAUGAAAUUGAGAUCCCUAGCGAUGCAAAUCAACUUAAAGAAGAUGGCAUCCCAGCAACUAAUAGCAGUGACACCAAUGAAAACAAUCUUGUGGAUGAUGUGGCUGAUAAUGAUUCUCCUCAGAUGGCUCCGCCUGAUGCACAAGUGGAGAUUAGUGACCUGACCUCUCAAAGAACAACAGAUAUGCCGACUUCAGAAAACCCUGAACAGCUGAACACUGUGAAUGGUGACCCAGAUAAUCAAGACAAUGAAGAUGCUGACAUUGCUCAGAUGGAGGAUAAUCAUUUGGAAAAGAAAUCACUUGUUGAAGAAGAGUUGCUUCCAGAGGAAAGCAAUUGGUCGACGAGAGAAACUCUUGAAGUACCCGAGGGCAACAUGAAUAUGGAAUCAGAUAUCAUUCAGAACGGUGAUGCUAAGGGUGAUGAUCUCAAUAUUGAACAGGUUUUUGAGCCAGGUUGUGUUUUAGUGGAGUUUAAAAGAAUUGAGUGCUCUAGCGUGGCGGCACAUAGUUUGCAUGGGCGUUUAUUUGACGAGCGGCCCGUGACAGUGGAAUAUGUUUCUCUUGAUCUCUACAGGAGAAAGUAUGGAGGAUGAAUAUUACAGAAUGGCAAGUUAAAGUAGUUACAGUAUGACUGUCUCAGAAGGUCUAAUUCCCCUAGACACAUAAAGAUGCAUCACAGACCUCUCUGUCGGACUUAUGAGGGGGUGAACUCGAUUACUGUUGUGACCAUUUCCAUUCAUCUACUGGCGGUCGUCAGGGUUUGGUUUCACCUUAUUUAAUCGCAGCAUUCUGAAGUGGUAUUGGACUUCCUUUGAAUUUUGGCAAUGCCAUAUCACAUUUUGACAUUGUAACAUAUACUGACUUGUGCCAUGAUAAGGUUGGGGGUUUUGUGGCCUAUUUUUCUCCUUGCGGAGGUUGCUGACUAACGGAUACCUUAAAACUGCAUGGAGUUGCCCAGAGGGCUUAAGAAGAUUAGCCAUGAUUCUAGGGGGGGAUAGGGACUACAGAAAGGUUUAAUGUGCACUUACGUACAUUAGGAAUGAUAUUUCAACUUCAGCCCGUGCCUUUUGUUCCUCUCUACUCUUUCUUAAGGGAAGUUUCAAGGCAUUAUGGAAUUUUACGUGCACUUGUGUGUGUUCCCAGACGGGGACCACAUCAUUUGCAUUUCCUCUACACUUUUUGUUUAUUUCAGGAACACUCUGAUAUGAUUAACAUGUCGGUAUGCUGGUUUAGGUUCA
This is a messenger RNA of Syzygium oleosum, 3952 nucleotides long. RefSeq lists its product as uncharacterized. Gene Ontology annotation, cellular component: nuclear speck; commitment complex; U2AF complex. The record is from RefSeq and is a predicted model, not a curated record. NCBI's taxonomy places the organism in Eukaryota, Viridiplantae, Streptophyta, Magnoliopsida, Myrtales, Myrtaceae. The transcript is spliced from 9 exons. Gene Ontology annotation, molecular function: poly-pyrimidine tract binding; pre-mRNA 3'-splice site binding. The coding region runs from base 392 to 3307 and encodes 971 amino acids.